AUGGCAGCAGUGGCACGAAUCCACGCGCAUUCAAAGCCAAGCAAGCAAGCUGCGCCGAGUCAUUACGCCGGAGUACUUCCGCUUCCCCGGCUAUCUGUCGCGCCAGCCCCAGAAAAGAUCUGCAGAAUCUUUCAGGUCCCUUCAGAUCCAGAAUGGUGUCGAAUGUUCUUGAAGAUGACCAGCGACCGCUUUCCUGGCCCAGGUUGUGGCAUUCGGGGGCCAUCCAAGGAGCUGAAGUUCUCGGACGUCCCCAAUGGCCUUGCGGCUCUCUCCAAGGUGCCCUUUUUGGGCUGGAUCCAGAUCCUUGUCUUCUGCGGCAUGAUCGACUUUGGACUCUACAGGGCUGAUCCCUCCCGUGACCCUGGUGACUAUGAGAACGGCGGCAUCCUGGGCGUGCCCAACGCCAGCGGACCCAUGUCGGAUGACGAGGGCCGAAAGAGGAAGUUGAACUCCGAGCUGGCAAACGGCCGCCUGGCCAUGGCGGCCAUCACCGGCAUGCUCUUCCAAAACGGAAUCACGGGAACCACUGGCCCAGCCAUGUGGGGAUUUUGA
Molecule: messenger RNA, 552 nt
Organism: Symbiodinium natans
Lineage: Eukaryota; Dinophyceae; Suessiales; Symbiodiniaceae
Source: the annotation of a GenBank genome assembly